GUUGAACGCGCGGAUAGAAUUGACUGGUUAGGGGGAGGGAGGCUGUGAACAGUCUAAAAUGAAAGGCCAAUGAAGUACAUAUAAAAGGAAUUACAUAAGAUAAAGAAGAUAUAGAGAAACACUUUAAAGAAAACUUAACACCGUAACAUGACGUUUCGGCAUCAUGAUAAAUAAAAUGAAAAAGUACUGUUUGAGAAAAUGAGUUCUUCUGUUUCCUUCCUCUUCCAGAGUGACGAGCAAUGUUUCUCUUACCACUGCCACUGGGUUAAGCAGGAGAGAGAGAAGACUUCACAGAAUCUCUCAGUCGCUAAAAUCCGAUCCUGUUGCAAUCGCAUUUUUGUCCCCUUAUCUCUCUGCCUAAUUCGUCAUGCCCAUAUCUAACACAUGGCCAGAUGUGGCUACAUCAAGUCUAGCCAAGGCAAAACAACUUCUCAGAUACACUCAGUUUUGAAUCUUUCCUAUUCAUGUACAUCAUAUCUACAGCCGUUUUGUUGUUAUUUCUCGGGAUAUUUUGUGGUAUUUUACAUGACGAGAUAACCUAUCCUUCACGUGGCAGUUGCCUCUUGAUGUACAAAAUGGCGGAUGAUGGAAAAAGUUAAAUUGAAAAAAGAUGCUCGCAAAGCUCCAGAAAAACUGGUUUUUAAUCGGAAUCGUUGUGGUGAUCUGCUUAGCCAAGCUUGCACCUUUCAUCGGGGCAAAAGGCGGUGUUCUUAAGCCAGAAGUCACUGUAAAAUAUGUUGCCGUCUCAGCCAUCUUUUUCAACAGUGGACUCUCGUUGAAGUCGGAGGAGCUGAAAAACGCACUUAGUAAUGUUCGACUACACGUCUUCGUUCAAAGCUUUACUCUGGCCUUUGUACCGGGAUUGAUGUCGUUGUUAGUGAAGCUGCUGGAGCUUACUACCUUGAACGAAUGGCUUCUUAAAGGCCUUCUUGUUGUGGGCUGUAUGCCGCCGCCGGUGUCAUCUGCUGUGAUAUUAACGAAAGCUGUCGGGGGUAACGAAGCCGCAGCAAUCUUUAACUCGGCGUUCGGCAGUUUCCUGGGAAUAUUUGUCACUCCAUUUUUGCUACUUGUGUUCCUUGGCUCCUCAUCACCGGUUCCUUUCCUGUCCAUCGUGAGUCAGUUGUCAAUGACUGUAGUUGUCCCGCUCUUAGUCGGUCAGUUCCUAAGAAGGUAUAUAAAAGACUGGAUGGAACAAAACAAGCCACCAUUUGGUACCAUCAGCAGCUGUGUGCUACUUCUAAUAAUCUAUACAACAUUCUGUGACACUUUUUCACACAAAAGUGCUGAGAUUGAUUCGUCUGGCCUUGUGGCAGUAGCAGUGUUUAUAAUUUGUUUACAAUGUUGUUUACUAAUGCUUACAUUCUCCCUAGCAACCAUGAAAGAUUCGACGUUCAUGCCAGCAGAUACAGUGGCAAUCAUGUUCUGUUCAACACACAAAUCUCUCACAUUAGGAAUUCCCAUGCUCAAGAUUGUAUUUUCAGGGUACAAAUAUCUCUCGCUUAUUUCCAUCCCGCUGCUUAUUUAUCAUCCAGUGCAGAUAUUACUUGGAGGUCUUUUGGUCCCAGUGGUAAAGGGCUGGAUGAUCAGUGCUCAGCAGAAAGGAAAGUUAGUUGUGAAUGCAGCUGUUUAGUGUGCCAAGUACUUUUAUGAAAUUUCUAUAACCAAGCUGGGUUAUACUUUUAGUUCAAAACUUUAUAGUGGAGUUAAUCUGAAUAUUUUUUUCCAGAAAAUAUCUAUAUCCCUCCCAACAGGAAAAUUUGCUUGUCCCAGAUAACUGGACGGCACAUUUUGCGAGCCCUACCCCACUUUUUAGGGCAAGAAUUUCGUAGAAUUUCCAGCAACUUUCCUUUGAUAGGAUAUGGAUAUUAUCAACUGAAGGCACAGUAUGAAGCCCAUGGUGAGGUGACAGAAGGAGAGGUUGUUAUUAUUAUUUAUCAGGGAUGUUGGUAUUGGACUUCAAAUAUUUAUUCAGAGCAACAGGAGGGUAGCAAAGGGUGUAUGCAUGAUGCAUGAUGAUGGCAAAAAUUAUUGUCUGAGGGAUGUAAAGUAAUGAAAUGACAAGCAUGAUUUGUGAAUAGAUCUAUUGUUAAUAAGUAAUAAUAAAUAAUAAUAAUAACAUUUCUAAAGCGCUUUCUCAAGGGUCCAAAGACGCUAUUUACAAGGUUAAAAAUUCAUAUUACGAAAAGAAGUAAAAAGCUAGGAGAUAAAUUAAAAUAACUAACUACAAUAAGGUUUUCAAUUUAAAAAGGCACGCUUAAAAAAAAACUGUUUUCAGCUCUCUUUUAAAUAUGUCCAGCGAUUCUGCAUCCCUAACAUGUUGUGGAAGACUGUUCCAAAGCAACGGUGCAGCAACAGAAAGCAUGGCAGCUAUAACUAUUUAGUUUGAAACCAGGCAUGAUGACUAAAUUUUUUGAGCUAUAUACAAGUAUACAAGAUACUCUAAUUUUGUUCAAUUUUAUACAUGAAGUGGGAUCUUGACCCCCAAGCGCCACCCCUUUGCUACCCUCUUUAGACUGAGGACUUAAGUAUUGCAAUGUAUUUACGACACAAGUAAUAAUAGGAAAAUUGGAAUAUUUUGUGACUGGUUAGGAAAUUAUAGCCUGGGAACGCAGAUAUAUUUCCGGCUGUCACUUGG
Molecule: messenger RNA, 2635 nt
Organism: Orbicella faveolata
Lineage: Eukaryota; Metazoa; Cnidaria; Anthozoa; Scleractinia; Merulinidae
Product: sodium/bile acid cotransporter 7-A-like
Cellular component (GO): plasma membrane
Source: RefSeq, a predicted model, not a curated record